Cheilinus undulatus (humphead wrasse) is the source of this 5175-nucleotide messenger RNA. It is a transcript of the gene galnt3, whose product is annotated as UDP-N-acetyl-alpha-D-galactosamine:polypeptide N-acetylgalactosaminyltransferase 3 (GalNAc-T3). Lineage: Eukaryota; Metazoa; Chordata; Actinopteri; Labriformes; Labridae. Bases 470 to 2350 code for a protein of 626 amino acids. The transcript is spliced from 12 exons. Gene Ontology annotation, cellular component: Golgi apparatus. The record is from RefSeq and is a predicted model, not a curated record.
GGUAGGAAGUGCUGCUGGGGAGGACAGUCCCCACAGAUGGAGUCACUGUGCUCCUCAGAGGCACGAGCACAUGAGACUGGCCACCGGAGCUGACUCCCAGGGACCGGACUCUGGGUCUACAUCACAAAUCCGGACUCUGACAGAACCAGAAACUCCUGAAACAGCGGGUAUGGACAUAUGACACGCAGGAUUCCUGUCUGCGCACGCGCGCCAGCGUGUCUCCUCCCUCUACCUGAGAGGAGCGCACCUGGAUCCAACGAGACGGAAGUCGUCUGAGUCAGAUCUUUUUUGUCUCCUUGAAAAGUGAGCUCGGAGUUCGAGGAGCGAACCGAGGGUCUUAAAAGCAGACAGGAUGCUCUUCUUUGAGCCGUGUGGCAGCAAUUUACAGGACUUUUCGAUCUUCAGAGUGAAAUUCAGCUCCUCAUGCUGAACCUGAGUCCAAAGGCAGCCUCCUCCCUGUUCAGUAAGAAUGGCAGCUCUCCGCAGAGUCCUCCGCAGGCGGGCGACCAUAAAGACUCUCAAACUGCUCAUCGUGGCCCUCUUCUUUGUCACAUUUGUGUUCCUCAUACAAUGGGAAGUGGGGAGCCAAACCCAACAGGAGGACCCGUGGUUGAAGGAGAUGGCGGUGAAGCGGGAUGCCAUGCUGGGCAUGGUGAUGGGAGCUGUCAAUAACUUCAGGGAUGCCAUACCAAAGAUGCAGAUCAAAGCCCCCGUGCGUCAGCAGGACAAAGGGGGCAGCGGGCCCUGUCUGCCGGGCCACUACACCGCGGCUGAGCUCAGGCUGGCUCUGGAGCGGCCGCCUCAGAACCCUCUGGCUCCCGGAGCAGCUGGGAAGCCUUUCUACACGGACUCACUGAGCCCUGAAGAGCAGAAGGAGAAGGAGAGGGGUGAAGAGAAGCACUGUUUUAACCUGUACGCCAGUGACCGGAUCUCUUUGAGCAGGGACCUGGGAGCAGACACUCGUCCACCAGAAUGCAUUGAGAAAACUUUCAAGCGAUGCCCCCCCUUGCCGACCACCAGCGUGAUAAUCGUGUUUCACAAUGAGGCGUGGAGCACUCUGCUGAGGACGGUAUACAGUGUCCUGCACACCUCCCCGGCUAUUCUCCUCAAGGAAAUCAUUCUGGUGGACGACGCCAGCGUGGAUGAUGCUUUAAAGGACAAUCUGGACGAGUAUCUGAAACAGCUGCACAUUGUCCGAGUCGUCCGCCAGAGAGAGAGAAAAGGACUCAUCACUGCUCGCCUGCUGGGUGCCUCCGUGGCCACCGGUGACACCCUCACCUUCCUCGACGCUCACUGUGAAUGCUUUCAGGGAUGGCUGGAGCCUUUGCUGGCUAGGAUAGCGGAGAACUACACGGCUGUAGUGAGCCCUGAUAUAACCACGAUUGAUCUCAAUACUUUUGAGUUCUCAAAGCCGUCGCCAUACGGCCAGAACCACAACCGGGGAAACUUCGACUGGGGGCUUUCUUUUGGCUGGGAGGUUCUGCCAGAUCAUGAGAAACGGAGGCGGAAGGAUGAAACAUAUCCCAUCAAGACUCCUGCAUUUGCUGGUGGGCUCUUCUCCAUCUCCAAAGAGUAUUUCUACCAUAUUGGAAGCUAUGAUGAACAAAUGGAGAUCUGGGGUGGUGAGAACAUUGAAAUGUCCUUCAGGGUGUGGCAGUGCGGCGGACAGCUGGAGAUCCUCCCUUGCUCCAUAGUGGGUCAUGUGUUCCGCACCAAGAGCCCUCACAGCUUUCCUAAGGGGACGCAGGUGAUCGCUCGUAACCAGGUCCGACUGGCCGAGGUCUGGAUGGACGACUACAAAGAGAUCUUUUACCGACGGAACCAGCAGGCUGCACACAUGGCUAGAGAAAAAGCCUUUGGAAACAUCUCCAAACGAAUGGAGCUCCGUGAACGUCUGCAGUGUAAGAGCUUCUCCUGGUAUCUGAAAAACGUUUAUCCAGAAAUCUUCAUGCCUGAUCUCAACCCACUCCGCUUUGGCUCAGUAAAAAAUGUGGGCAGAGACUCAUGUCUGGAUGCUGGAGAGAACAAUGAAGGCGGGAAACAGCUGAUCAUGUACCCAUGUCAUGGACUCGGAGGAAACCAGUAUUUUGAGUACUCCACACAUCACGAGAUUAGACACAACAUUCAGAAGGAGCUGUGUUUGCACGGGGUGGAGGGGGCUGUGAAGCUGGAGAGCUGCCAGUAUAAAGGCGGGAGCACAUUUGUAGGAGCUGAGCAAAAAUGGGACCUGAAGGAUAACAAGCUGCUCUAUUUGCCAGGACGGCACAUGUGUCUGAGCGCCCGUCAUGAAUCUCCCACUUUGACCCUCUGCAACCCCACAGACAGAUACCAGCACUGGGUCUUUGUCUAAGUGUGCAUAGUACCACUUUAUAAAAUCCUAGGACAGGACUGUACCAGCUGUAUGCAGUAAACAUGCAGUAUUUUUUAGAUGAGUUUAAUUUAUUUUUAUAAAUUGAAGAACUGACCUGCUGCUGUCGGGAUGUUUGGACUUUGGGUUAACCCUGAGUGUGAUCUACUGGAAGGACACAUUGAAUCACGGCUCCAGGGCAGAUGUGAGCGGAGAAUCUUGGAGCAGUGAAGAUGCACUGUGUGACAAGCUCCACAUUGUGCUGAGAUGUUUCUACCAUCCCAAGUCAUAUCAACCAACAUGUGCCGUAUGUAUGCAUACAGUGCAAACACUGAAUAACAUAGGAACCCAAUAUCAUGAUGAGAUUUUCCGAAUUCCCAAAUACUGAAAUAUCUGACACCAAAGAGACAUGAACAGAUAAGUAUGAUGUCUUAAAAUACUUUUAUGAUGUACUGUCAUCCAGUGCCUUAGAUUUGAUUUCAUCCUAGGUGUAUGCGGCGGUGGAGGGUUGGGUAAUGGUAGGAUGCAGAAAACAAGAAAAGAUAGGUUAAUGUUACAAAAAAAGGUGGGAUUUUGUGGAAAAAUAAGAUUAAAACAAAUAUGAUUAUUUGCAAAACAUUGGGACACCAUAUUUAAUUGAAAAUAAAGACAAAAUCUGAAAUGAUGAAGCUGAGGAUGUUAACCUUGCAAAGCUGAUGGAUGGCCAGAGUCCAUGUCUGUCAUCAGGUGGAUCAUCUUGCAAAGCUUCAAGCUGAAGCACUUGUUCUUGGUCAGAGAAUAGCCAAACCAAUCAGUGGCAUUUGAGGAGAAAGAUGUGGUAGCGAAGGCAUGUUUUAGUUGUCUGGACUGCAAGCCUGUAAACAGUGGUUGCCAGUGAAGAGACCAGCAUGGAUGUAGCUAUAGCGGCAGUUGAAUCACAACUGGACUGUAUUAUUUUAUUAAAAGAAGCGCACUGAAAGCUUUUCUUAGUGGAGAAGAUGCUCCUCUCCUGACUGGCUUCAGCAUGAGUUUGAUUCAACAACUGGCUGCACUGAAAGUGAACGAGAACUGCUGAGCUAUUGUAUAGUUUAUUCCAUAGGAUGGCACGCACCUACUACAUCAUAUGUUUUGUUGCUCUGAUUUCCCCUUCCCAAACACUGUCUAUAGCAGGGGUGUCCAAACUUUCUCUGCUGAGGCCCAUAUACAGAACAAUGAAGGGCUAGCGGUGCCACCUUCCCCUGAUGAAAUUAAAGUUAAAACCCCAAUAUAAUGUAGCUUAAGACAUGCUAAGUGAUUGGGUAUGCUUAAAUGGCUGAUAAGGCAAAUAACCAAUCAUAUUAGGGGUUUUGGGAGGCCAGUCAAAUUUUGGCUGGCCCUGGCUACCACAGGCUCCUCCCCUGUGAUGCUAUUAGUACCAAUAUUUGCUACCCUAAUCUAUCAGGGCUUUAGAAAUUAAGAUACUUUGGUUGCCAAUAUGUUUACCAUGUACAGCAUGGUUGUCCAAACUAUGGCCUUGGGGCCAAAUGUGGCACACAUUCCAAAUUAAAAAUGACAGCUCUCUGUUUUUCAUGUUGGUUACACCUCUAAUUAUAAAUGCAGUAUCCAAAGGCAAAACCAAAAUCUGAAACUAGGCGUGGACAUUCAGUGCUAUUUAUUGUUUGAAUAAUCAAUGUCUUUGGACACACCCGGGCAACAAAACACACCUGUCAGCCUCAUGUUCUAAUACUUUUGCUCACAUGAAAAAUGGGUGGGUUCAAACAAAUAAUGAUAGCUUCAAAGUUGUGGAUCACAUCCAGACAUAAAUACCUGUAAAUAAAAGCUGAAUGUUGAUCUAUUGUCUCAUAUUCAUCUUUUGAUGUCAAACCCAAAUGUUUUUAGUCUACAGCAAAAAUAAAGAAAUUGGGCCCACUGUUAAAAUACUUUUGGAGGGGACUGUGUAUUUUUAUUUGUGGCCUUCAGUGGAAAAAUCUGGACACCCCUGAUUAAAGUGUUGUCUUGAUUUAGUCGUGAAAAAAACACAUCAAUUCAACUUUUCAAAAUGUUUGUUUACAGACUUAGCGUGGUAGCACUGCCUUGUUCUGAAACUAAGUAUAAUGCAGCCAAGCACAAGGUUCAUGUUCUUAAAUGGGUCAUAUUUUAUUUUAUUUUAAGUAUUUGCUGCAGGCCAAUCAAAGGUGUCGUUUGGACAUCCUGGUGUAUGAAAUGAAAUGUAUUACAUGUCAUGGACGUAUGAAACGGUCUAUCUGGUGUUAGGUUGGAAAACUGCUCUUGAUUUUGAGAAACUAUGUGCCUGUUUCUAAUUUUGAAUUCAAACAAGUUUCAAAAAGUUGAGAAAUAGUAAUAUUUCCUACAAUAGACUGUUUGCAAUGUUGUGUUGAAAGCAUUGUCACAGUAUUGCACUGUUUUCCAGCACAGUUUUCGCAGUGCCAAACCCCUGCUCAGACUUUUCUAGGAUGUUAUGACCCCGAUCAUGUGACUAACCAUUAGUUAAAAUCAUGAACUGUGAGAUGUUUCAUCAGAUGUUUUUAUUACGCUUUUCAAAAAUUCUCUGGUCUUUUGUUGCCAAUAUCCCAAUUUCUGUGAAACGUAAUGACAGCACCAAAUUCAAAUUGAUUCAUUGAUUAUAUCAGAAUAGGUCUACACAUAAGGGUUCUUACUAAAAGAGCUUUGUAUAAACUACACAAACACCUCAAAGCAGACGGGGCCUAGGGGGUCCUAGACUCCAGCUUGGGAACUAAUGGUUUAUAAGCAUACUCAUACAUACAUGGCAGCAGUGUUAUUUUCGUUGACUAAAACUAUGACUAAAAAUGUUCAUCGACAGCCUUUUUUUUCCAUGACGAAAGCUAGAC